Tarenaya hassleriana is the source of this 528-nucleotide messenger RNA. RefSeq names its product putative two-component response regulator ARR19. Bases 1 to 528 code for a protein of 175 amino acids. Lineage: Eukaryota; Viridiplantae; Streptophyta; Magnoliopsida; Brassicales; Cleomaceae. The transcript has 4 exons. Gene Ontology annotation, biological process: phosphorelay signal transduction system; cytokinin-activated signaling pathway. The record is from RefSeq and is a predicted model, not a curated record.
AUGGAUGCGGAACAAGCUCUUGUCCUCCGAGAACCCUCCGCAACUCAAGUUUCAGACGAGUUUCCGGCGACUGUUAGGGUUCUCGUCGUCGACUCCGAUUUAAACUCGUUGCUUGUCAUGGAGAAGACAAUGAAACAAUACUCCUACCAAGUAACUACACGUGAUAACGCGGAAGAAGCACUCUCGUAUAUCAGAACGAGCAAAGAUAAGUUAGACAUGGUGAUUUGGGAUCUCCACAUGCCUGGAACCGAUGGACUGGAGGCUCUCACCACCACCAUCGCAUCUGACAUGGACCUCCCCCUCAUAAUUACGUCAAGGGACCUUGAAAAAGAGUCUGUGAUGAAAGCUGUGAGGAAAGGGGCCUGUGACUAUUUGCUGAAGCCCGUGAGCAAAGAGACCAUUGCGGUAAUAUGGCAACACAUUGUUCGCAAGAAGACCAAACCGGGUCUCGUCCGUACUGUUCCACGAAAACAAACCACCGACGACGACGUCGACGUCGAAGAAACAUCGGAUGACGUGGACCAAUGA